AUGUUCAAGUUAAAGAAUAUGUUCAAGAGGAAAAGUCCAGCUCCAACAGUGCUACCUGACACAACUGAGGGUGGGAGUACAAGUGGAGGCUCUACUACACUGGAGAUUUCAUUUCAGAAGCAGCUGAAUGUCUCAGAGAAGACUUCUACUGUGUCAAAUAGUGCAAAAGAAGAGCCAGAGCAAAUAAUUGUUGAACAAGAGGAACACGCUAGAUCUUCUGAGGACACGACUAAAGUAGAGGAGAUUGAGGCAGAUGAAGAUAGUACAGAUAGCACUAUGACUCCACCUGAAGAGCCAGAGGGUAACUUUGCUGAACAGAGUGAGUUGAGGGACUACACUUUGAUUCAGAAGAUCGGUGAAGGUGCGUUUUCGAAAGUUUACCGGGGUGUUCCUUCCAAAAGUAAUAGUUCCAACACUUCUUCGAGCGUGAUUGCCAACCAGUACAAGCAGGUUGCGAUCAAGGUUAUUAUCAAGCAGCAAUUACCUAACUCCAAGAGCAAACGUGGUGAGCAUGAGGAAAAUAAAGGGAAAACUUCUACUGCUGAGCAAGUCUUGAAGGAAAUUGCUAUCCAUAAGAUGGUUUCUGCGGGCCAAAAUAUAGUUACGUUCAUUGAUUUCCAAGAAUCGGACUCAUACUAUUAUAUUAUUCAAGAGCUUUUGUCAGGCGGUGAGAUUUUCGGCGAGAUUGUGAAGUACACUUAUUUCAGCGAAGAUCUCUCGCGUCAUGUUAUCAAGCAAGUUGCUCAUGCGGUAAAAUAUAUGCAUCAACUGGGAGUGGUACACCGUGAUAUUAAGCCGGAGAAUCUGCUAUUUGAACCCAUCGAUUUCAUCCCUAACCCUAAACGUAAGCUAAGAAAAUCUGAUGAUCCUUCCACAAAGCUCGAUGAAGGUAUCUUUAGACCUAACAUCGGUGGUGGUGGUAUUGGUGUAGUAAAAUUAGCAGAUUUCGGGUUAUCGAAACAGAUCUUCCAGACAAACACCAAGACCCCAUGUGGUACCGUAGGUUACACAGCCCCUGAAGUUGUCAAGGAUGAACGUUAUUCAAUGCAAGUAGACAUGUGGGGUGUCGGCUGCGUCCUUUACACUAUGCUUUGUGGGUUUCCUCCUUUCUUCGAUGAGAAGAUCGAUGUUUUAACCGAAAAGAUUUCAAGAGGUGAAUAUACCUUUUUAAGACCAUGGUGGGAUGAAAUAAGUGACGGAGCCAAGAAUUGUGUACGGAAAUUACUAGAAGUGGACCCAGCCAAGCGUUACACAGCUGAUCAGCUACUGGAAGACUCAUGGUUGAAUACUUAUGACUGCAUCCCUUCAUCGAUCGGACAGCAGGAAAAUAUCAACAGCAGCUCAAACAUGUCGAAAAGAAGACAUUCUCACAGACACGCAAGGAAGGCUUACAAGAAGGACACUGCAUUAUUAUACUCUCCUGCUGCGGUAGCUAUGCGUGAUGCAUUUGAUGUUUCCAAUGCUGUUCAACGUAUCGAGGAUGAUAGGAGGAUGACCCCUGGCCCUAAAAACAUUUAUAAUGGUUUGGACGUACUAGCGGAAGACGUCGAGUCAGAGAUCCAACACAGAGAGCCGUUUACUUUAAAAUUGGAUAGUAGCUCGAUCAUAAAACGUCGUCGCAAUAAUGUUUGA
Messenger RNA from Kluyveromyces marxianus DMKU3-1042, 1632 nucleotides. It is a transcript of the gene RCK2, whose product is annotated as serine/threonine protein kinase RCK2. Gene Ontology annotation, biological process: protein phosphorylation; mitotic DNA damage checkpoint signaling. Gene Ontology annotation, molecular function: protein serine/threonine kinase activity; ATP binding. Bases 1 to 1632 code for a protein of 543 amino acids. Lineage: Eukaryota; Fungi; Ascomycota; Saccharomycetes; Saccharomycetales; Saccharomycetaceae. Gene Ontology annotation, cellular component: nucleus. The record is from RefSeq and is a predicted model, not a curated record. The transcript has a single exon.